Sclerotinia borealis F-4128 is the source of this 930-nucleotide messenger RNA. The record is from the annotation of a GenBank genome assembly. Lineage: Eukaryota; Fungi; Ascomycota; Leotiomycetes; Helotiales; Sclerotiniaceae.
AUGGGCGUCUUAAAACAAGCAGUAGAUUUUGCUUCGGAUGCUGCCGGGCUUGAAAAAACUCUAAGGUUCAUCCAGGCUUGGUGUCAGAUCUUUGCCUUUUAUCCGUGGGUUUUGGGGGAAGUGUUGGGGGAGUGGGGGUGGAGGUUAGGGAUGGGGUUGGGGUUGGGGUUGGGGAUCGAUGAGAAUGGGAUUGGGAUUGGGAAUGAGGAGAAGGUUGGGGAGGCUGUGCAGGGGUUAUUGAGGACGAGGAGGGAGGUCGCUGUUGGCCGUCGCUACCUACGCUUUUUACGCUUCAUCGAUCAUUUCUCAAGAGCAUGGACUAGUUUCCAUUCUGAGAAGGGGGUUCGGAUGUUGAUUGGAGUAGGCAAAUCGGGGUUUAUGGGUUUAUAUUUGGGAUUGGAAAGUCUCACAAUCGUACGUACCAUACCCACACCCAUCCAUACCUUACUCCUCGCCUCAACAGGCACGAGACUUCGCGUCGAGAAGCGUAUAUUAGAUAUGAUGGGUAUAUACCACACGCCCUGGUCCGCAACCUGUACUCUCGAAGGACAUAAAUUCUGGUUCUAUUCGCUGUGCUUAUCAAUCCUGGGGGGUAUCUUCGAUCUAUUCGAAUUAUUCAAUCUUGACCACUCUAGCACCACACCCCCAUCAUCAAACUCAAAAUCAGCAAAAAACAAAACAAACCCAAACCCAAACACAGACCACCAAGAAAAAAAGAAACAACAACCCGAAAUUCAGAAACAGAAACAGCAGAAAACCCAAACACAAAUAAUUCUCAAAAUAAUCGAGAAUGCAGCAGAUCUAUUGAUUCCAGGAGCGGUCACGGGAUGGAUAAUAAGUGAUGCGGGAGUAGUGGGGGUGGCGACGGUGGUGAGUACGGUUUUGAGUUCAGGGGAGAUUUGGAGGAGGGUUGGGGAUGGAGAUGCAUAG